Messenger RNA from Caenorhabditis briggsae, 783 nucleotides. NCBI's taxonomy places the organism in Eukaryota, Metazoa, Nematoda, Chromadorea, Rhabditida, Rhabditidae. The record is from RefSeq and is a predicted model, not a curated record. Gene Ontology annotation, biological process: Wnt signaling pathway; ubiquitin-dependent protein catabolic process. Gene Ontology annotation, cellular component: cytoplasm; nucleus. The transcript has 4 exons. The coding region runs from base 1 to 783 and encodes 260 amino acids. Gene Ontology annotation, molecular function: zinc ion binding; ubiquitin protein ligase activity; poly-ADP-D-ribose binding.
AUGUUCUCUUCUUCGUCAUCUGGUGCAGGAUCAUCUUCGGGAGGAGGUUCUGGAUCUGGAUCUGGUUUUCCAAUGCAGCCAAACCUACCGGGAUCCCAUCAGCCAAGAUGCGCCAUUUGCCUCCAUGCCGUCUACAUGCCGUUCAGAAUGCCCUGCGGGCAUAUAAAUUGCUUCAACUGUCAGAAGAACGUAGGCACAAGAUGCACUUUGUGCCGUCAGGAGUUCAAUGUCGGACUCUUCAAUUACACUCAACAAAUAAAUCUCAAAGAAGCGGUUCAUCCAAACUACGUGGACGCGCAACCGGAUUCAGACGGAAGAGUCUUCGUUCAAGACAUGGUCUAUGAACGCGAUGAGGACGUCAAGCCAAGCGUUGAGGAGCUAAAAGCCGCGAUGGCAGCAGCGGCGGUAGCGGCGCAGCCAGUGACAACUGAAGGAAAAGAAGUUGCUCCUCCGAAGAUGCCAUACUUCCAUGAUCGGAACUCUAAAGUCUUCUGGCUCUACCAGUCCAGAUCCGUGAAAGAAAAAAAAGAGGCCUGGUGGCGCUUCAAUGGUAGAAUGGAGUUGGACAUCGAGGAAGCAUUUCAAAGGCGCGACGACGGUUACAUGGUUUACAUAGAUGGACAGAACUACUCGAUCGACUUUGAUGAGAUGAUCCAGUUCCGGAUGUCGAAUCCUGCCGUGAGCAGAAAAAUCAAGAGAGUGAACAGUGAUGAAUUUGACCAGCUUCACGUAUUGGGAAUCGGUGGAGUAAUGGCAAAGACCGGAGAGUGGGAAGUGAAGUAA